Messenger RNA from Zea mays, 2692 nucleotides. Its product is annotated as glutathione hydrolase 3. Gene Ontology annotation, cellular component: plasma membrane. Lineage: Eukaryota; Viridiplantae; Streptophyta; Magnoliopsida; Poales; Poaceae. Gene Ontology annotation, biological process: glutathione catabolic process. Gene Ontology annotation, molecular function: glutathione gamma-glutamate hydrolase. The record is from RefSeq and is a predicted model, not a curated record. The transcript is spliced from 6 exons. The coding region runs from base 420 to 2351 and encodes 643 amino acids.
AUGUAAAAAACCCUAUUAAUAAAUAUAGAAGUAAAUGUGUUUGUAUAGCAUCAGAUCGAUAGAACAGACGACAAAUUCGUACAGUGGGAAGUGAUGCGUCGGUUGCUACUUGAGUUACGAGUCAGAUGCGUCUCUUCACGAAGAGAUGACUCCAUGAUUUUUUUGCAAAUACUACUUAAAUACCUUAAGAGUCUCUAUAUUAAAUACUACAGUAUAUGUCCUAAUCGUGCUAAUAGUUCAGUACUCCCAUUGGCCGGAUGGCGCUGUCCUUAUAAUUGCAGCUCCAAUCCCCCCACCCAGGCCCAGCACAAAGGGACCGAGCUCUCGCCAGUCGCCAUCCAAGAAUCUCCUUCCUCUCCUCCUCUCGCGUCCUGUCCAAGGAUCCGGCCGGCAAGGAUCUCCGGGGCGCGCGAGCAGCCAUGGCCGCGAACGGAGAGGAUUUCCGGGGCCCUCUCCUGCUUGGAGCGCGAGACGACGGAGCGGCCUGGUGGGGCCGUGACGACGCCGGCCCUCCGCGAGGCCGCCGGAGCAGCAGCCGCCCGUGGACGGCGCUGGCCAUCGCCGCGGCGCUCCUCGCCCUGGCGGGCGUCGUCUUCCUCCUCAGCUCCAGUAGCUACGGGGGCCGUCCCGGUCCCGGUCCCGGUCCCGGCGCCUCCCGCGCCGCCGCCGCCGCGCGGCGGAGCCCGCAGGAGGUGGAGUCCGCGGUGGGCGCGGCGGCGGCGGACGACGCGCGGUGCUCGGAGGUGGCCGCCGCGGCGCUGCGCGCGGGCGGGCACGCGGUGGACGCCGCCGUGGCCGCCGCGCUCUGCCUCGGCGUCGUGCACCCCAUGUCCAGCGGCAUGGGCGGCGGCGCCUUCGUCGUCGUCCGGGACGCCGCCGCCUCCGGCCAGGCCGUCGCCUUCGACGCCCGGGAGGCCGCGCCGGCCGCCGCCACGCCGGACAUGUACGCGGCGGACCCGGCGGCCAAGUACAGGGGCGCGCUGGCCGCGGGCGUCCCGGGCGAGCUGGCGGGGCUCCACGCCGCGUGGUCGCGGUACGGGCGGCUGCCGUGGCGGGACCUGGUGGCGCCGGCGAUCCGCCUCGCGCGCGACGGCUACGAGGUGGUCCCGUACCUGGCCCGCGCGCUGCAGGAGUGCGAGGGCGACGUGCUCGCGGACCCCGGCCUGCGCGCCGUGUUCGCGCCGGGAGGGCGCCGGGUGCUGGCGGCGGGGGAGACGUGCCGCAACCCGGCGCUGGCGGCCGCGCUGGAGCGCGUGGCGGAGGAGGGCGCCGCGGCGCUCUACGGCGGCGCCGUCGGGGAGGCCCUGGUCCGCGACGUCAGGGCGGCGGGCGGGGUCCUGACGGUGGACGACCUCAGAGGGUACAGGGUGGAGGUGGGCGCCGCCUUGCGAGCCGACGCCAUGGGGUUCACCUUCCUCGGCAUGCCGCCGCCGUCCAGCGGCACCCUCGGGAUGGCGCUGAUCCUGAACAUCCUGCAAGGGUACAGCUCGCUCGAGUUCUUGAAGGAGCUCCUUGGCAUCCACCGCGUCAUCGAGUCCAUCAAGCACAUGCUAGCCAUCCGGAUGGACCUCGGCGACCCCGACUUCGUGGACGUGACCAGCGACGUCGCCGAGAUGCUGUCCACGACAUUCGCCGACAAAGUCCGGCAGAGGAUCGUGGACAACACGACGUUCCCUCCCGGCUACUACUUCCCCAAGUGGAGCCAGCUGGACGACCACGGCACCAGCCACCUGUGCGUGGUGGACGGCGACCGGAACGCGGUGGCGAUGACGACGACCGUCAACGCAUACUUCGGCGCCAAGGUGCUGUCUCCGUCGACGGGCAUCGUGCUGAACGACGAGAUGGACGACUUCUCCGUCCCCGCGAAGCGCACGCCGGACCGCCUCCCGCCCGCGCCGGCCAACUUCAUAGCGCCCGGGAAGCGGCCCCUGUCCUCCAUGACGCCGCUGAUCAUACUCAAGGACGGUGAGCUCGCCGGCGUCCUCGGAGGCAGCGGGGGCACGAACAUCAUCGCCACGGUGGUCCAGGUGUUCGUGAACCACUUCAUCGUCGGCAUGGACCCUCUGGCGGCCGUCCAGCAUCCCAGGGUGUACCACAAGCUGAUCCCGAACGUCGUGACGUACGAGAACCAGACAGUGGGCGACGGCGAGGUGAUCGCGCUGGGCGGCGCGGCGAGGGCGUUCCUGGAGGAGAGGGGCCACCGGCUUCGCAGCACGGACUCGGGCGCCGUGUGCCAGUUCAUCGUGCACGAGCUGGCGGAGCCGCCGGCCGCGCCCGGACACGGCGUCUUCCGCGGGAGGCUCACCGCCGUGAGCGACCCCAGGAAGGGCGGCAGCCCUGCGGGGCUGUGAUUGUGAUGGAGGCUGGUGCGCGUGGAUAGUUGCGCCUUCCGAUCCAACUUUCGUGCGUGGAUCUCAUCUCCUCCCUGUAGAUAGAUAGAAAGAUUCAUAGACAUAUCAUGCAUUGUUUCCUGUCCAGCAUUCGCAUGGAGAGUAGACGAAAAGGACAUAUAUAAUUCAUCUCUUGUUUAUGUAUAUUGCCUAGAUGGGAAUCCAUCAAACUGCUUUCGUGAACUAGUGGACAUGCACGACCAGUGAAAGUUUCGAGAAACAAUAGUGAACAUUUGAGAGAAUUUAUAUGUAACAGGUGACGAGAUUUAAUAUAAUGUCUAUUUGCAACAAGAGUUCGCUGA